Molecule: messenger RNA, 4576 nt
Organism: Megalobrama amblycephala (Wuchang bream)
Lineage: Eukaryota; Metazoa; Chordata; Actinopteri; Cypriniformes; Xenocyprididae
Product: NACHT, LRR and PYD domains-containing protein 1 homolog
Exons: 20
Coding region: 208-3849 (1213 amino acids)
Biological process (GO): innate immune response; inflammatory response; regulation of apoptotic process
Cellular component (GO): cytoplasm
Source: RefSeq, a predicted model, not a curated record
AGAAGGUUUGACAUGUGGUUUGAGAACUCCAAAUAGAUCGCUUCCUCAAUGUGUGAUAACAUCCUGUUACUCCCUACCUCCGUUAACAACAAUUAUUGGCGCCUUCCAACAGACGAAAUGAUUGACAAAACUUUGCUAUGUUCUCACUUCAUUUCAUAUGAAUUUUCUGGUAAUUGAACUACAUUUAUUUAAAACAACGACCUACAUAUGGAGAUUCUGGACGCUGAAAAGGACUGUUGGGAGAUUAAGAGAAAGAGAAAACAUGAAGAACAUCAGGAGUCAGCAGAUGCAGAUGUCCGGCAUACCAAAUCAAGGACAACUAGACCUACGUCCACCAUGAAAGUAAGAAGGGCUGAAACUGAACCGCCUGUUUUCUCUACUGAAUUUGGAAGUUUACCCAGCCAGACAGGAUUUCGGGAGUUUGUACGUCAGUACAAGUUGUCAGUCAAACAGAAGCAUGACAGUGAGUGGAGCUUCCUGUCUGGUGAACAAGAGUCAUUGUAUGCUCUGUAUACUGAACCACUGAUCAUUCAGAAAAAUGAAGAUGACAGUUUUAAAAACACCCAUGUGUAUGAGUGUUUCCAGUUGUGUGGGGCAUUGACUGUCAUUCUCCAAGGCGACUCUGGCAGUGGCAAAUCCUUCAUAGCACAAAAGAUCAUGUUGGACUGGGCAUCUGAAGUGUUUUCUUCUAGUCGUUUUGAUCUAGUUUUCUAUCUGAGAUGUGAAGAGCUGAUGUGUAUUUCUGAGGAGAUGAACUUAACUGAGCUCUUGAGUUACAGCUGCAGUUUAACAUCAGAUCAGAUCUCACAGAUGUUACAGCAGUUACCAGAGGAGGUGCUUUUCAUCAUUGAUGGAUUUGAUGAGCUGAAACUCACACAGGGCAUUUAUGACAUGUCAGCACACACUCAUCCACUUCAAAAAGCCCCACCUGAGGUCAUUAUUUGUGGCCUAAUGAGAAGAUACCUCAUCCCUAAAUCCAUACUGCUAGUUACCACCAGAACAAAGAACACUGUGAACAAGCUGCUUAAAGGAAAACAGUGUUUCACUGAGAUCAUGAGUUUCUCUGAGAAGAAGGUGGAGGAGUACUUCCAGAAGUUCUUCAGGAAAGAGUAUGACUGUGUGAGAGCAAAUGAAACCCUCUUCACUGCCUGUUCCAUCCCCGUUAUCUGUCAGAUCAUUAGUGAGGUGCUCAGAGUUGGUGCAAAUGUAACAAGAGGACUGGAAACCACCACCUCCAUCUAUGUUGAUUUUGUGUCCACUCUACUGGAGCAUCACUGCCAGGGUUUGAGUCAGUCCGUCCCGACCCUGCUGAGGAGUCUGGGUCAGCUGGCAGAGAGAGGGAUGCUGGAACAGCAAGUCUUGUUUGAUGAGAAAAGUGUUAAUGAAACCAUUUCAGACCCUGCCUAUAGUCCAUUCCUGGGCAAGUUCCUCUCUAGAAGAAGUAUCCACCAGGAGACAAUGUUCAGUUUCAUGCAUCACAGCUUUCAGGAGUUCUUCACUGCUCUGUACUAUGUCCUUCUGGAUGAAGAAGAGUCCCAGAGGAAAGUGAGAGAGCUGCUCCACACUGUAGAGAGAGGAUGGGCUUUGUCCUGUUGGUCUGAUAGAGACUUUUCAGUGGCAGAUGUAAAAAUAAGACAUGCAAAGCUUCUGCAGCCUGUGAUUCUGUUCCUCUGUGGUCUCUGUAAGAAAGAUGGGAUCACAACAUUUAUUGAAAAGUACAACAUGGCCGUCUCUAGCAACAUAGGAACCCAGAUUAAGGAAUGGCUCCAUCAUUGCUCACAGAGAUAUCAAAAUGAACACAUGCUGUUCAUUCUCCAUUGUCUUUAUGAGCUCCAUGACAAGAGCUUUGUUGGGAAAGUUUUGGAAGGUUUAAUUUUGAUAGAUCUGUCUACUUUGCCUUUGAAAAUGACAGACUGUUGGGUUUUGAAGUACUGUUUACAGUGCUGUGAACACAUCGAAAACCUGAAACUCCAUGUAACAUCUGAAAAUCUGAAGAUGCUCCAGCCUGAACUGUACCGCUGUGAAGAGUUAUGGUUGGUGAUGAAUUGCAUUCCAGAUGAUGAUGUUGGUUUGAUUUCAUCUGCUGGCAAAGGAAAGAUUCUCAAUAAAUUGAUUAUAAAGGAGCUUGAAAAGCGUGGAAGUGUAUUCUGCCCAGAGAUCACUCUGUCGGUCAAAGAUGAAGACAUCAUGUUGUCUUUGAGCACAUCAGAGAUCAUAGAUGCAUCGUUAAAGACGAAAUUAACUCUAACCCGUCCAAGCUCAGUAGUUUCCACCAUCAACUGGGUGAAAUCGCAGAACGAGUCUGAAAUGUGCAUGUUUAAUCUUUUGGGUCCUGAGGAAAAGGGACUUCGUCUGUUGACGUUCCUGCAAUCAGUAUUUGAUUUGAAGAAAGUCUGUCUGCAGGCCUCAGAUCUGACUACAUUUGGCCCUAUAAUCCUUUCCCUUAUUCAGGCCUGCCCCAGCCUGAUUGAACUCAGUAUAAAUUUUAGAUGUCUAUUCAUGGUGCAAAUCAUGUCCCUGAAGGAAUCAUUGAAGCAGAUGGGUUGGACUCUGACUGUCUGGGGGGAAUCAAUAUUGAUUCAACAAGAAGGGGAGAGAUUCACAGAGGAGGAGCUGAAGGUGAAUAGAGAAAAGAGUGAGAGCAGAAUACGAGGGAGUUCAGAUUCUGUGACUUAUUCAUCAUUAAGAGAUGAAUCAUCAUCAGCACAAUCAUCCUCAGAAGAUGCAGAAGUGUUUACACCUGAACUACUUCAGGGAGAUGAUGAGAAACACAAGAAAACAUAUAGGUUUGUGUGUCCACAUGCUGGUCAGUUUCAGUGCAGACUGACCAAUCUUGUGUUUGUGAUGGAUGGUGAAGAAGAAGUGCUGUAUAAAACUGUCUCAUGGGAUCCUCGUCUGUUAGAUGGUUUGGGUCAGAUGCAGCCUGCAGGACCCUUGUACAACAUUGACUGUUUUCAUGGUUCAAUCUCAAGACUGCACCUUCCACACUGUGAAAUAUUCACUGAGGAAAACAAGGACAGUUUGGCUGUUGCACAUUUAACUGGCGGUAAUAUAGCAAUAAUGCAGCCUCUCCGAGUGACUGAAACUCAUGUGAUGAUUGACAUCAGAGAUCUCUCCAUCUUUGGGCUCAUAAAAAGGAUGAUCUUUCCUCCUUCCCCUGUUGCUGCCCAAGUGCUUGUCUUUCUGCGUCCGAUAACUUUCAGAGAGAGAGAAAACAUACUGGAUGUCCAUUUGCUCCCGUGGAAUGUUCCACUGUCAGAGGUCAAGGACCAGCAUGCAGAAAAUACACACAUAAAAACCAGUUCAAAGUGUUCUCUUACUCCGGGAACAGAAUACAGUCUGUGUUGUCAACCAGAGGGAUCUACAGUGCAGCCAGAGACUGAGAUGUUUGACUGUAAUUUUGGUCCAAACUAUCAUCCCACAUUUGAAGUGUUUGUGAAUGUCAACACUGAAGAGGUCAGGCUGAGUCUUUUGGAUAAAACUGAAGGAAAGGAAGUGUGGGUUCCCCGACGAAUCCCUCUCACAGGAACAUCAGGUCAAGAUGUAGAACCCCCGGCUCACAGAAGGCUCAUGGAAUCUGAAUUUGUGAACAAACACAGAGAUGAACUCAUUCAGAGAGUUUCAUCAGUGAUGGCGAUUGCUGAUGGUCUGAGGACCAAAGACAUGAUUCCAGAUGAAAUGUACAGUAAAGUUUGUGCUGCAGAACCACGACAGGAGAAAACAAGACUCUUGCUGGAUGCUCUUGCCUCAGGAGGAUCUUCUGUAAAAGCAGAAUUCUACAGACUGCUGAAGGUAAAGGAACAUUUCCUAGUAGAUGAACUGGAGUCUGGAUCCAGUGGACUGCAGUAAUGCAGAGAGAACAUCAGAGAGGAACUUCAGUAUGUUUGAGACAAACGACAUUCAUUUCAUACAAAUUUCUUUCAUUGUAUAUCAAGAGAGAUCCAGAUGCUUCUGAUUACAAAAAUAUUUUACUACAAUCGAUAUUACUGGCAUGAACUCCACAAAUUUGCAUAAAAUCUGAAGAUCUUGUUCUUCAGCAUGAAUUGAUCCAAAGAGCAUCUUGUUCUUCAGUGGAAGCAAAUACAUCUGACCAUCUGUACAGUCAAAAUUGUGCCUGUUUAAUAUAACCAUGAAAUGCAGAAUCUAAAAUAAUUCUUCAUUCAAUAUUUCUUCAACAGAAUUUAUCAUUUUCUUUAUUUUAAAUUUUUCAUUAUCUUUAAACUUUAUAUCCAGGUCUACAUUUUAGAUUUAGAAUUUGUCUCUAAAUGUCUGUGUUGAAGUACAGUAAUAUGCUUAUGUUUUACUCUGUUUAAGCCUUGAUUUGUUUAAUAUGAGUUAUGUAUACUGUUACUGUAUGAAAAUAUGAGUUACUACAAAAGAUGUUUUUAUUUUGAAAUGCUGUGGAAAAAUAACCACAAAGUUGUAUACAUUUUUCUGAUGUACAUAUUUUACAUUUUUAAAAGAUGAAUAAAACAAAUAUAAACAAAAUAAAGUGGAUCAUAACCACCAUAUCAAGUACAGUUCCUUUUUAAUCCAAGGACCAUUAACCCAAGGACUGGCUUUCGGUCAGUAAAGU